CUUUCCCCUCCUCUCCGGGCCUGCGUGCGCGCGUCGUCCUCCUGCACGCGCCGCCGCUAGCCAAGCACUCUCGCCAGAGCCUCCGGCCCGCGCGUUCCUUUCCCUCUCCGUCUGCGGAGCGGGCGGGAUCCUACGCCUCGGUAUUGGUAGCAGCCGCAGCCGGGCGGGCUCGGGCGGCCUCAGCGGCACGCGAGCCCUUAGGCGGGCCGUACCAUCGUUCGCCAGCACACAGGGGAAGCCAGCCGCCCCACCUCACACGCCUUGGCGACCCCACGGGGCUGAGGCGUCGCCGCGCCCGGGAGCGUGAGCGCCGAGCCGGCCUCGACCCCGAGAUCGGAGCCCCGCGGGCCGCGCCCGCCACCGGCCCCACCCAUCCGGGCCGAGGAGGCAGCGGCCAUGGCUGAGACAGAGGAACGGAGCUUGGACAACUUCUUCGCCAAGAGGGACAAGAAGAAGAAGAAAGAGCGGAGCAACCGGGCGGCAAGCGCCGCGGGCGUCGCCGGCGGGAGCAGCGGCGCGGCGGGAGCCGCCAGCGGGAGCAGCGGAGCCGCGAGCGCGGCGGGCGGUGGGGCAGGCGCGGGGGCCCGGCCGGGCGACGGCGGGACCACCGCGGCCGCGGGCCCCGGGCCCGCAACCAAGGCUUUGACAAAGGAGGAAGAUGAGUGGAAAGAUUUUGAGCAAAAAGAGGUUGAUUACAGUGGCCUAAGAGUUCAAGCAAUGCAAAUAAGUGAAAAGGAAGAAGAUGAAAAUGAAAAGAGAGAAGAUCCAGGUGAUAACUGGGAAGAAGGUGGAGGUGGUGGUGGUGGUGUAGGUGUAGAAAAGUCUUCGGGUCCCUGGAAUAAAACAGCUCCAGUACAAGCACCUCCUGCUCCAGUAGUUGUUUCAGAAACCCCAGAACCCACAAUGACUAGUGGCGUGUAUAGGCCUCCUGGGGCCAGGUUGACCACAACAAGGAAAACACCACAAGGACCACCAGAAAUCUACAGUGAUACACAGUUUCCAUCCCUGCAGUCCACUGCCAAGCAUGUAGAAAGCCGGAAGGAUAAAGAAAUGGAGAAGAGCUUUGAAGUAGUAAGACACAAAACUAGAGGUAGGGAUGAGGUUUCAAAAAACCAGGCCCUUAAACUUCAGCUAGACAACCAGUAUGCUGUGCUUGAGAAUCAGAAAAGCAGCCACACACAGUACAAUUAAGGAACGGUCUUUGGUAACCCUUCUAAGGUAACUAGACCACAACUAACCAUCACGGACAGCCAUCCAUCAUCUGAUCUCUGCUGGAUCUACAACUGAUGCAGACCACUUGGUAUACACGUGAUCAGCCUUAUUGCACUAUGGAAGUUUUAAAGUGUCACAGCUGCUCUUUGUGUAUUGGAUUUAGGGGGAUUUUCAAUGUUAUAUAAAAUGCAUGAACUAGAUUCAGCAGUCAGUGUUCUUUCCUGAUUACUCUUCACAUACACAAAAGUCAAAAACUGCAGCCAGUGGUCAUUUCAAAAUCUUUUUAUGUUCAGAUACUGAGCCUUCGUAAGGGUUGACUACCUCAGAUUUGCUGCACUCAUUGUGGACUUCAUGUGGAUCACAACUUCUGGAUAAGAAGGUUACAGCUAUUAAGUGUCGGAUGUGAAACUUGAAACCAGCUCUACUGGAUUCCUAUCAAAUCCUGCAGAAAGUCAGCCAUCUGGGUUCUGAUCUGCUGUAAAAGAUGAAGAUUUAAGUGACCUUAAUUAACCUGUCCUGUGCCCCUUCCAUAAGGAAUACUCUGUAGUGGGCUGUGGCUGUAUUAGACUUCCUGGAACAUGCCGCUCUCAAAAGAACUGAUGUAUUCAGAUAAUCUAUAUAGGGCUGUGGUUUAUAAUUUAAACUUUGAGUUGUAUUCUGAGGUAACCACAAAUUAAAUUCAACCAAACUUGGGUCCACCAAGUGGGAAAAGGGGUAAGGGAGGUAAUAAUCUUGUUUCUUUUAGUAAUUUUUUAUUUGGAUAGUGCUUUUUUUCUGUGUUCCAUAUUAAGGCCAUUUUUUUGUUUUUUCUUUUCUUUUUUUUUUUUUUUGCUUUGACUUGGAAUAAGUUUUUUUGGCAGAGCAUAUUGCUUGGUUAAGUAACCUAAAAUAUGCGUUAGAAUUGUGAGAUGUCUCAUGAAUUUGCCAAUCCCUAGAGUGGAACCAAAUAGCCUUUGAUGUAAAGGGCAGUGGCUGCAGGGGGCUCUACUUCAGGUGCUGCUAAAGCCUCCUCUAAUCAGGUCUAAACUGUGUAGUAAACUGCAGUGGAAAGAGGAUGGUUUCUGCUCAGGCCAAGGGAUUCACUGAUCUGUCCUUACAAAUUCAGAACAGUGUGAGCAGAACCUCAACCCAAAACCCAUUUUAACAUUUCAUGGAUCUCACAUGAUCUUUGACAAGGAUUCCAGAUAUACUUGUGCCCAAAGGUAUUGAACAGUGAUUGUCCCAAUGUAGUUCUGUUAUCAACCUUCUUGUGUCUUUAUAUUGUUUAUUUGGAGAGUCAGGGGCGAAAGACAGGUGACGUAGCACUUCUGUUUUUAAUAAUUACAGCUUAAACUAUCCAGUAAUUUUUAGUCCUAAAAAGGGACAUCAGGAAGUUACCCGGGAUUACUGACAAAAGUCUUUCCAUUUGAUGAGAUAGUCUGGUAAUUUCCUAGUUUUGUAUCUUUGGUUGAGUAGAAAUAUUUCAAAGUGGCAUGUGACCACUUGAUGCAGAGUCUGGGUUUCUCUAUAAUAAAUCCCUUUGCCAAAUGCAGGAGUUGCAGACUUGCUACUGGCAAGAGUGAAGCAAAUGGGUGAGUAAAACUAUCCUGAUGUGGGAACAUUUUUUCUCUAGGAGUUAUCUUGAUAAAGGUGACAAUGCAGGAAUCGCACUUCUAGGAGGGUUACAGUUUCACCUGACAGGACCUGCCAGCCAUAUCUGGGCAAUAAUGUUGGCAUUAUUUGAGGUGGUAGGCAGGAUGCCUAUAUUCUAAUAGAUUUGGUUGAGUAGUUGAGCCAGCUAAGGAGAGGUUGGAUGAUUGAAAAACAAAGGAUUCUUGGUUAAUCUGAAGAUUUCGUUUGGGAACCAAUAGUCUUUUAACAGAAAAUCUCCUGGAUCUUGAGCUACAUGUUUUCCCUGAAAAGUAUGCAUUUUUUCCAGCAAGAUUUUGCUGGGGUUAUGUUUUUGAAGAAUGAACUGAGAUGAAUAUGUGGAACUGUUAUUAAUGGCAUACUGUCCUAGAAACCUGGAGACCUGCAGGAGAUUGAAAAAUUCCAGCCCUUGUUAUAAAUUUUUAAAAGAUUGUGAAAUUAUCAAAAUGCACAUGAAUCAAGUUUUAAUAUGCUGUAUGAUGGGUGGAUGAGGCUGUCCAUUAUACCAUUUCUUUCUUUGAAUUCUCAGGCAUGGUUUGGCAGUGCAAGAACUCUGUAACAUUAACAAAUUCAAUAAAAAGUAAAUAUAUGGA
Messenger RNA from Phacochoerus africanus (Common warthog), 3434 nucleotides. RefSeq names its product CDV3 homolog (gene CDV3). Gene Ontology annotation, cellular component: cytoplasm. The record is from RefSeq and is a predicted model, not a curated record. Lineage: Eukaryota; Metazoa; Chordata; Mammalia; Artiodactyla; Suidae. Bases 397 to 1191 code for a protein of 264 amino acids. The transcript has 5 exons.